AUGGAGGAGCACCUGCUGCAGGAGCUGGGAGAUUGGAGCAAACACAACUAUGUUACUAUCCGGGGUGCUGGAUUUGUUGUCUAUGACACAGAAUUGAAGAAUAGGACACAGAGAUUGCAAGCAAGAAGCAGGUUUAUUGCCAAAGUCUGUUACAAUUCACCACCGUUCCUCACUCCCAGCUCCUCUUCCAGCACUCCUGUGGCGGCGGCGGCAGCAGCGGUGGCGGCUCGGGGCGGGCGCCAGCCACAUCCCCUGCCCACAUCCCCCGGCAGCGGCGGCGGCUGCGCACCGUUCCUCACUCUCAAACUUCUCAUCUCCAAUCUGGAGGAAGACGGGUCUAUAGGUCUCCUGAUAGAAAGGAGCAAUACUAAUCAAUGGUCAAAUUCAUUUCAUCCUUUUGGAAUUAUACAGGAAACAGGUUUUCAACCGGAUAGACGACCAGCGGCAGCUCUCUGCUGUGACGACAUUUCCAAUCCACAUCGGCGUCGUCUGGCUCGGUUUCUUUUUUACCUAACCCUUACAUCUCUUCUCCUCUCAAUAGUUGGAUAUCUAAUUGUUAUAGAGAUGGGCCAAACUCAAAGUACCCCUUUGACUAUCAUGGUCAGCCAUUUUGAGGAGGUUCAAGCCAGAGCACGUAAUUUGUCAGUUGAAAUCAGUAAAAGAAAACUUGUAACUUUUUGCAAGUCAGAUUGGCCCACCUUCCAAGUGGGAUGGCCCCCAGAGGGAACCUUCCACCUCCCAACUAUCCAAAAGGUCAAAGAUAAAAUCUUCCAAUCAGGAAAAAUUGGCCACCCAGAUCAAAUUCCCUACAUUUUAACCUGGGAAAACUUGGUAGAUAAUAACCCUCCAACCUGGCUUUCUCCCUUCCUACCACCGCCACCCUCCCCCGCAACUAAGAUGCUUGCCCUAAAGAAGUUAGAUUCGUCAGAAAAGCCCACAGCUCCCCACCCUAUUCUCCCGGAGGAUGAUCCAGACCCCCUUCUUGUUAAUCCUCCCCCUUAUAUGCAAGCCCCUAUUCCUCCUCAGGACCCAGGACCGGAGGCUAUAGAAGAGAGAGAAGCGGCUACGUCUGAAAACGAGGAAGAAAGAACUGGCUCGGGAGGGCUGGCAAGGCGAACGCGGAGCCGAGCUCAGCGGGCAGCCGGCCCCUCCCGACCAGAAGCUCCAGAUUCCACGGUCGCUCUGCCGCUCCGAGAAACUGGGCCGCCAGACAAUGCUGGCAACCCCCGGCUUCAAUAUUGGCCCUUCUCUACAAGCGAUUUAUAUAAUUGGAAAAAUCAAAAUGCUAAAUUUUCCGACAAUCCUAAAGACUUGAUUUCCCUUUUAGAUAGUGUCAUGUUUACACAUCAGCCUACUUGGGAUGACUGUCAGCAGCUACUCCGGAUUUUGUUCACAACCGAGGAACGUGAAAGAAUCCAGAUGGAAGCCAGAAAGUUGGUCCCAGGAGACGAUGGACAACCCACUGUAAACCCUGAUUUAAUUAAUGCUUCUUUCCCCUUGUCCAGGCCUCCGCAAGAUGAAUGGAACUACAAUACGGCUGAAGGUAAGGAGAGACUCCGGGUUUAUCGCCAGACUCUAAUGGGGGGUCUCCGAGCAGCAGCUCGCAAACCCACUAAUUUGGCCAAGGGGCGACGGGGUUCGGAACCCCUCCCCGAACCUAGGGUAACUCUGAAAGUGGAGGGGACUCCAGUGCAGUUUUUGGUGGAUACAGGAGCUCAAUAUUCAGCCUUGACUGACCCUCAAGGAAAGAUAUCAACAAGCACCUCAUGGGUGCAAGGGGCUACAGGGAUUAAAAAGUGCCCUUGGACAACCAAAAGAACAGUAGACUUGGGAACGGGAAAAGUGUCUCACUCGUUCUUAGUCCUACCUGACAGCCCCUAUCCCUUGUUGGGAAGAGAUUUAUUAACCAAAAUCGGGGCUCAAAUUAAUUUUCACCCUGAAGGUGCCCAGGUAACCGAUGGGCAAGGAAAAUUGCUACCUAUGCUAACUCUUACUUUGGAGGAGGAAUAUCGGUUACACCAGCAGCCGCGGUCCCCUGAUAAAAACAUUGAAGACUGGGUAAGGCGGUUUCCAGAUGCCUGGGCAGAGACUGGGGGAAUUGGGUUGGCUAAACAUCGGCCCGCCCUCUAUAUAGAAAUAAAACCAGGAGCUAACCCCGUUAGGGUUAAACAAUACUCCAUGCCCAGGGAAGCUCAAAUAGGAAUAACCCCCCAUAUCCGGCGACUGCUGAACCAAGGAGUACUACGUCCUUGCCGAUCGGCAUGGAACACCCCCCUGCUUCCAAUACGGAAGCCUAACUCAAACGAGUACCGCCCAGUUCAGGACUUAAGAGAAGUAAACAAAAGGGUGGCAGACAUACACCCUACUGUGCCUAAUCCGUACACACUUCUGAGUGCGCUUCCCCCUUACAGACAAUGGUAUACGGUGCUGGAUUUAAAAGAUGCCUUUUUCAGCCUGCCUCUAGCUCCAAAGAGCCAAGAGCUAUUUGCCUUUGAAUGGACAGACAUUGAUGAGGGUAUAAAUGGACAACUUACCUGGACGAGAUUGCCGCAAGGAUUCAAAAAUUCUCCCACCUUGUUUGACGAAGCUCUACGUGAGGACUUGGGUGAGUUCAGGCAAAAUCAUCCCAACCUAACUUUGUUACAAUAUGUAGAUGAUCUCCUUAUAGCUGCUGAAAACUGGGAUGAAUGCAUCCAAGGGACAGAAGAUUUACUCCAGACACUGGGCACCUUGGGAUAUCGGGCGUCAGCAAAGAAAGCUCAAAUCUGCAGACCUGAGGUAACAUACUUGGGCUAUCUCCUAAGGGAAGGCAAACGAUGGUUGACACAAGCCCGCAAAGAGACUGUUCUAAGAAUCCCAAAGCCCCAGUCCCCACGUCAAGUAAGGGAAUUCCUCGGAUCGGCUGGCUUCUGUCGACUCUGGAUCCCAGGGUUUGCGGAAUUAGCCAAACCACUGUAUGAGGCCACAAAAGACAAGCAGCCUUUUAAUUGGACAAUAGAAGCAGAUACAGCAUUCCGACAAAUCAAGGAUGCCCUCUUGUCAGCCCCAGCUCUGGGGCUUCCCGAUGUCGUCAAACCAUUCUUCCUCUAUAUAGAUGAAAGUAAAGGGAUCGCAAAAGGAGUUUUGACUCAAUACCUAGGCCCCUGGAGGAGACCAAUAGCAUACUUGUCAAAAAAACUGGAUCCAGUGGCUGCGGGCUGGCCCCCAUGCCUACGUAUGAUUGCAGCCACAGCCCUAAUGGUAAAAGAUGCUGAUAAAUUGACAAUGGGACAAGAAUUACAUGUGGUCACUCCACAUGCUAUUGAGGGAAUCCUGAAACAACCUCCAGAUCGAUGGCUCAGUAAUGCUCGGCUCACACAUUAUCAGGGCUUAUUACUUAACCCUCUCAGGAUUAUUUUUCAGGCACCCUCAGCACUCAACCCUGCUACACUGCUUCCUGACCCUGACCUGGACACACCCAUACAUGACUGCUCGGAAAUCCUAGCCCAGGUUCAUGGGCUCAGAGAAGACCUGCAAGAUUAUCCGCUGCUUGAUGCAGAUGCAGUAUGGUUCACGGAUGGGAGCAGCUUUCUACAUCAGGGUCAAAGGUAUGCGGGUGCAGCAGUAGUGACUGAGACAGAGGUGAUUUGGGCUGAGCCCCUACCAAUAGGCACCUCUGCCCAGAAGGCAGAACUGAUAGCCAUGACUAAGGCCCUAAUGAUGGGAAAAGACAAAAAAUUGACUGUAUACACGGACAGUCGUUAUGCCUUUGCAACUGCCCAUAUUCAUGGGGCUAUUUACAGAGAAAGGGGAAUGCUAACUGCAGAGGGGAAAUCUAUUAAAAACAAGGAAGAAAUUGUGUCCCUGAUAGACGCCCUCUGGUUACCCAAGAAAUUGGCUAUCGUACAUUGCCCUGGGCAUCAAAAACCAUCUGAUCCAGUAUCCAGGGGCAACUGCUUAGCAGACAAGGUGGCACGUGAAAUAGCCCUCCAGAGAGACUUGAUCACGGACUUAUCAUGGAUUCGCCAGCAACCACUAGCCCAAUGCUCAGAUGGAUGGUGGAAAGACUCUGAAAACCGGAUAAUACUUCCAGAGCUGAUGGGGCAGAAAGUGUUGUGCAGGCUCCACCAGACCACCCACAUGGGGACAAGAAAAUUACAGGACUUGAUGCUGCAAGCAGGAAUUAAAAUUAAAGGUGUACAAAAUAAGAUAGAACAGAUCGUCAAAAGUUGCAGGGUUUGUAAGUUAACAAAUGCAGGAUAUAGCAAAGGGGAAUCCGGAAAUAGAUUAAGGGGGGAUAGGCCAGGGGCAUAUUGGGAAGUUGAUUUCACUGAAGUAAAACCUGGAAGGUAUGGGUAUAAAUAUCUAUUAGUUUUUGUAGAUACUUUUUCAGGAUGGGUUGAAGCAUUCCCCACCAAGCGGGAAACGGCGCAGAUAGUGGCUAAAAAGAUUUUAGAGGACCUCCUGCCAAGGUAUGGAUUUCCCGUGAUGACAGGGUCUGACAACGGGCCAGCGUUUACUUCACAGGUAAGUCAGGGGCUGGCUUCAGUACUUGGGGCAAAUUGGAAACUGCAUUGUGCUUAUCGACCCCAAAGCUCAGGACAGGUAGAGAGAAUGAACAGAACUUUAAAAGAGACCUUAACCAAAUUAACCCUGGAGACUGGCGGUAACUGGGUGGCUCUCCUUCCCUAUGCCCUAUAUCGGGUGCGUAAUUCUCCCUAUAAGAUGGGACUCACCCCUUAUGAAAUCAUGUUUGGGACCCCGCCUCCAAUACUCCCUGAUCUGACUAAGCGGCUUUUAACAGAAGAAACUGUGGAUGAUUUUGAACUUUUAUCUUCCCUCCAGGCCCUGCAGAGGGCCCACAGAGAAGUCUGGCCUAAGCUCAAAAGUCUGUACGAGUCAGGCCCGCCUCCUGUUCCUCACAACUUCCACCCGGGUGAUUGGGUCCUAGUGAAGCGACACCGACAGAGUAACUUGGAGCCGCGGUGGAAGGGCCCCUACAUGGUCAUUUUGACUACACCCACCGCCCUCAAAGUCGACGGCGUCGCCUCCUGGAUUCAUCACACCCAUGCCAAGUUGACUGAACCCCUUUCUGACAUCGUGCUUCCUGCCCUAGACGACUCUGCCUGGAGAGUGGACAGGUCUAAGGACAACCCACUGAAGAUCAAGCUUUGCCACCGCAGACUGUGA
Sciurus carolinensis (gray squirrel) is the source of this 5169-nucleotide messenger RNA. RefSeq lists its product as uncharacterized. Gene Ontology annotation, molecular function: RNA-DNA hybrid ribonuclease activity; aspartic-type endopeptidase activity; nucleic acid binding. The transcript is spliced from 4 exons. Lineage: Eukaryota; Metazoa; Chordata; Mammalia; Rodentia; Sciuridae. The record is from RefSeq and is a predicted model, not a curated record. Gene Ontology annotation, biological process: proteolysis; DNA integration; virion assembly. The coding region runs from base 1 to 5169 and encodes 1722 amino acids.